Messenger RNA from Myxocyprinus asiaticus (Chinese sucker), 565 nucleotides. RefSeq names its product NADH dehydrogenase [ubiquinone] 1 alpha subcomplex subunit 4-like 2. The record is from RefSeq and is a predicted model, not a curated record. Lineage: Eukaryota; Metazoa; Chordata; Actinopteri; Cypriniformes; Catostomidae. The transcript is spliced from 4 exons. The coding region runs from base 47 to 292 and encodes 81 amino acids.
ACACACACACACACACACACACAGUUCUGCUUAUUCUCCAGUGAAGAUGCUCCGCACAGUGCGAGAUCAGGUUAGGAAACAUCCCGGACUCGUCCCACAGUUUUUCUUUAUCUGUCUGGGAAUGAGUGGAGCAUUCCUGUAUUUGUUUCGUCUCGCAAGAGGACCUCAUGUCACCUGGAACAAGAGCGGUAACCCUGAACCCUGGAAUCAGCUCAGUCCAAACUACCAGUACAAGUUUGUGGCCAUUAACACAGACUACAAAAACCUGAAGAAGGAGGGACCAGACUUCUGAAUGAUUCACAGCUGUCCGCUCAACUUUCUCAUACAGAGACUGAAACUUCAUCAUGCCUCUAGAACCAUCAAGAAUAUAAAAAAUAAAAGUUUUAAAAACAAUGAGUGUAAUAAAACAACUGUAUGAUGUUAAAAUGUUUGCAAUAAUGACUCUUUAUUACUUUGUCAUUUAAGAACAAUUUCAAGAAAUAGCAUGUCUACAUAAAACAUACACUCAUAGAAGUGGUCAUUAGCAUCAGGAAAAGAGUGUUAACCCCCCCCCCCCAAUUAUGUA